AGAAUACCUUCAUCCCUAAUCCCACUCUCCCCAGCAGCACCCCCAGUGUGUAUAUAAAUAAUCCUGGUGCUGGCUUGCUCACACAGCUGCUUUAUGAGCAAGGGAGUUGGAAUUGGGCUCUUAAUAAUGACUAGUAAAUCAGUUAUACAGUCUGAACCUGGGAUUUAGUGAGGAGCAGGGAUUAUAUAGUAUAUAAUUUGGAAAUUAUUUUAAUAAGCGUGGAAAACAAGAGGCGUGGAGUUUGUCCUCCCAAUAUUAAGUUAAUUGAGUUCUAGCUGUCUGCAGUUGGACAGUGGCUGCUCUGCAGUGAGUGUUACUGCAGCCUGUGGGGGUAUUGCUCUGCAGUGAGUGUAGUUGGAGUGUGACAGCAGCCUGUGGGGGUAUUGAUCUGCAGUGAGUGUAGUUGGAGUGUGAGUGUAGUUGCGGGGUAUUACUCUAAAGUGAGUAUAGUUAGAGUGUGAGUGCAGUAUAUGAUGGGUUCCUGGAAUGUGGCUACUGUGCUCCUGCUGGCCGUGUCCUGUAUCCAGCUGGCCCAGGCUCAGUUCCCCCGGGUGUGUAUGACUGUGCCCACGUUGGUGGCCAAGCGGUGCUGCCCGGCCCUGGGCUCUGAUCCGGCCAAUGAGUGUGGCACCUUGCAGGGGAGGGGGCAGUGUGUGAACGUGGUAGUGGAUGACCGGCCGUGGAGCGGACCGUAUACUCUGCGCAAUGUGGAUGACCGGGAGCGCUGGCCGCUCAAAUUCUUCAACGCCACGUGCAGGUGUGCAGGUAAGUGCUCUACAGAGCAAAAUUGGGGAGGGACCAUCUCUGCCGGGCUGCCAUACCACGUAUGGACCAAGAGUUUAGCUGGUUUCAGGAACUUUUUGCUUAAUGAUAUUCUAAAGUGUCAGUUCGCUGCCCCAAACUCCGUGAUCGCUGCUUCAUAUUGGUACAUAAAAUAGGAAUAAAACUCUCAGGGGGUUAUACAUUUUAUUGAAAUGUGUUGUGAAUUUCAAAGUUAAGGCCAAAGUAGUUGAACUGGAAGCAUUGCUGUCUUGUGUAUUUUUUUUCAGUUCAGCUACUUUGGUGAUCAAUAUGAAAAACCUUUUGCAUUCCUGACCAUCCCCACUUUAGUGGAUACAACUGACAGAGUAUUUUUAUGUGGAGACAGGAACUGUGAAUGUCAGGCUAAAAAAAAUUCUUCACUGCAAUUCUGUGUUUAGCAAAUAAACAUUUAGGGGUAGGAUGUGUAUGUGUGUGCCUAUUUCUAAAAUUAGGCACAUUCUGACAUAGCACAAGUAUUAAAUAAAUGAUAGAUUAUUUAAACUGUCUCCUUAAGACCGCCGGUUAAAGGACCACUAUAGUGCCCUGAGGGUGCCCCCACCCUCAGGGUCCUACUCCCGUCGGGCUGGAUGGCAAGGAAAGGGGUUAAACUUAACUUUUUUCCAGCAGGGAGCUCUCCUCCUCAUCUCCGCCUACGAUCCUCCUCUUCGGCUGAAUGCGCAUGCGCGGCAGGAACUGCGCGCGCAUUCAGCCUGUCUCAUAGGAAAGCAUUCAUAAUGCUUUCCUAUGGACGCUGGCGUCUUCUGACUGUGAUUUUCACAGUGAGAAGCACGCAAACGCCUCUAGCGGCUGUCAAUGAGACAGCCUUUAGAGGCUGGAUUAACCCAUUUAUAAACUGUUUUAUUAAAAAAAAAGGGGGUUAAUCCUAGAGGGACCUGGCACCCAGACCACUUCAUUAAGCUAGAGUGGUCCUUUAGCCGUAACGGCUAGCAGCCCCAGGAGGUGCAGCCCUCCCCUGGCAAAUGAGGCCCCCGGGGGUCACAUGGCCCCCUAUAGCUGGCUGUGGAUCUGCCAGCAGGGGGACUGUCUAAAAUGUCACAGUCCCCCUGCUGGUGGGAAGUAUUAAAAUGAUUAGACGCGUAUAAAAUUAAAAUAGAUGUGUGUGUGUGUGUGUGUGUGUGUAUAUAUAUAUAUAUAUAUAUAUAUAUGUAUGUAACGUCAUUCUAAGUGUAUUUUAAUACUAAUAUAUGUACUUAUAUUAAUAUUCAAAUAUAUUACGUUACAUAUAUAUUUAGUGAAGUCUGUGUUGUCAGGCAUGUCAAUCAAAUUUUAAUUAGUCAAAUCACAUAAUUAUGUUAAAAGAUUACUUAAAUAUACAUGUAGAAUUUUGAUAUAUAUAUGCAUUUAUAGGUAUUUAAAUUCUACGUAUAUAUAUAUAUAUAUAUAUAUAUAUAUAUAUAUAUAUAUAUAUAUAUAGAUAAAUACAUAUAAUUACAUAAAAGAUUACAUUAGUAUACACGUAGAAUUUAAAUACCUAUAAAUGCAUAUAUAUUAAAAUUCUACAUGUAUAUUUAAGUAAUCUUUUAACAUAAUUAUGUGAUUUGAUUAAUUAAAAUUUGAUUGACAUGCCUGACAACACAGGGAGAAAGGUGCAGAGAAUUUAAUUCGCAAGUACAAUAUUUGACCCUGUAACUCUCCAAGACACCAAAAAACCUGUACAUAGGCGGUACUGUUUUACUCAGGAGACUUCGCUGAACUCAAAUAUUAGUGUUUCAAAUUGGUUAAAAUGUAUUACAAUGAUGAUAUUUUAAGUAAAAGUGCAAUUUUUUGCAUUUUUUACAAACGAACGACACUUUUAUGGACUAUAUUAUUGUUGUAAUAUGUUUUACAGUUUGAAAACACUAAUAUUUGUGUUUAGUGAAGUCUCCCGAGAAUAACAGAACGACACAUUAUGGACUAUAUAUUGUUUAAUAGUUUUACAGUUUGAAAAACUAAUAUUUGUGUUUAGUGAAGUCUCCCGAGAAUAACAGUACCUCCCAUGUACAGGUUUUAUGGUGUUUUGGAAAGUUAGAGAGUCACAUAUAAGGCUUGCAUUUCAUGUUUUUGACAUUUUGCAAAAGUAGACAACCCAAGGUAUUGUAAGUGGGGUAUGUCCAGUCUUUCUUAGUAGCCACUUAGUCACAAACACUGGCCAAAUAUUAGUUUUUGCUUUUUUCACACAAAAACAAAUAUGAACGCUAACUUUGGCCAGUGUUUGUGACUAAGUGGCUACUAAAAAAGACUAAACAUACCCCACUUUCAAUACCUUGGGUUGUCUACUUUUUCAAAUGGUAUGCCAUUAUGGGGUAAUUCUCAUUCCUGGGCUACCACACCGUCUCAAAGGUAACAUUACUAAUCUGGCAAAUUUCAAUUUGAAAAUGGAACGUUCUAUAUUUGACCCUGUAACUUUCCAAAACACCAUAAAACCUGUUAAUGGGGGGUACUGUUGUACUCGAGAGACAUCGCUGAUUACAAAUAUGUGCAUUUUAAUUUUUUUGCAGUAAAACCUAACAGUAUUAUGACAUUCACAGCUAAAAUGUCAGACGGAAAUACAAAUUUUAAAAAAAAAUCUUAUUUUCUCACAUUUUUUUUUUUUUUUAAUUUCAUUCCUAAUAAAUUAUGUUCCAUAUAUGAAUAGUGAAUGAUAAAUUAAAGCCCUGUUUCUCCUGAACAAAAUUAUAUAUAAUAAGUGUGGGUGCACUUAAUGUGACAGCGGUGAAUUACGGAUGAACAGACAUAUAGCGCAAAUUCCAGUUUUUGUUUACGUUUUGAUCAGAACGUGUACUAUUGACUUCGUCCUGAAGGGGUUAAACUUUGUGUAUAUAUUCUGUUGGCUAUUCUUUUCUAUGUGAUAUGUUCUAUUGAAUUCAGUAAUAAUUCUAUAUAGCCAAGUUAUUUAAACAGUAGGAUCUAUCCUAUUUUAUUUUGCUAAUUUAGACUGUUUACUGAUUCUAUGUGUGUGUGUAUAUAUAGUUUAAAUAUGACAGACUGGUUUAUAAAAGCACCAUAAAUUAUUGUAUAUGACACCCCACCUAUUUUGACUUCAGUCAAGUGUUCUGGUGACGUGUUCUUCUUUUUUGUUUUAAUUGCAUUCUUGUUGCAACUUAAUGCGGAGAUACUUCAUAUUGCUGUGUGACAUUUAGUGAACUCUCCUCAGAAUGCUAUGUGUCAUGAAUCUUUUCACUAGUCUAUGGUUACUUCAACCUCGACGACCACAUAAUUUAUUUUUUUAAAGAAGUGAAAUCUGUAGUGUUCCUGCUUAAAAUCGGCACUUUUGUGCCAGUUAAUAGUUGCACCCCUGGCUCAUGUGACUCUGUUCCGAGAUGCCUAAUGUUAAUUCUGUACAUUAAUGACUAGCCUUGCAGGCCGCGCUGGGGGAUAACCUGCUUCCUCUCAAACCUCCCUGCAUUGAGAAAUAUAUAUUUUUAUAUCGAUUUUCUCCAGCUUUUGGCAGUAGAAAAGGGCUGGACGUUGUAACUAGUGCCCAAUAUCGAGCAGUAUAACUUAAAAUAUUAAAAAGGGUUACAGUAACACCGUAAAUCUGUUCUCAUCUUAUGCUCCAUUGAAGAGUAUAUGACAGACUGUGAAAGAGGGCUAGUCUUCUCUGAAACAGUAUUUAUUUAUUUUCUAAUCCUGGGCAAAUUUUAUGUUUUGAAUGCUAAAUGCCUUAGCCUACCUGUACAUCUCAGGCAAAUAAUCCAACAUGUAAUGUAGGCUAUUUUAUGAGUAUAUAUGAGUGCUUGAUGAUAAAUUUGGCUCAUUGGUGCCAACAAAUAGUGUUUAGAACUGUAACUAAAAACUUUUUCUAUUCUCAGGCUGGGUUAAUGUUUGACAUUAACAUUGGUCUGAAAUAUAUUGUUUCUUUCUUUGUUGCAUUAGGAAUACAAAUCAAAUCAUUGCCUUUGCUAUGACUUCAAUCUGAGGAUUCUCCUUUUUUUUUUUUUUUUUUCAACUAUCAUUCUAAUAAAAAAGAAAUCACAAUUCCUCCUUAUAAGUUAUGAAUGCUUUGCUGUCAAGAGUUCUCACGUAUCUGUAUUAAAGGCCUAUUGCCUGGGAAAAAGUUAGUCAUGAGAUUUAAAACACGUGAUCACAAGUGAGCUUUGAAAACACUUUUUGGCAUUUAUUCCCAUUCUUUUAAGGUUAAAUCGUGACCUUCUGUCUUAUUGAAUAUAUAACGGGACAUGUCUAGAGUGAUACAUCCAUUUAAAGUAUGUAUAUGUAAGAUUAUUAACUAAAUUGCUGAACAAAUACUGCACUGGUAUCCUUUACUAUUAAUUGCUUUGCCAAACAUUUGAAAAAAAUAUUUUUCUUUAAAAGAAAGUGUAUCACUGAUUUUUAACAUAUGCAAUUAAUGUAUGAAGGACAAAUCUAUGUAGUAGGCCAAUAAGCUAACUAGUUUUAUCCUGAUUUGGUGAUGUGCUCUGAGAGGACUCCGUUAUUGUCUAAGGGUUGAUAUGCUUCCCUAAAUGUGGCUUAUGUGUCCUUCAACAUUAAAACACUUGUCGUCAUUGGCAAACCGUUGGCUGUCCAUCUUUCCUAUUACAGUAGGUGCUAGGGAUGCGUUUUAUAACAAUUUACACUAAAAGGCACAUGUUGCAAAAUAUAAGAAAAUGAAUACCAAGCAAUACAUAACGACAUGCAUUUGAAAACCAGAGUCCGUAGACCAAUACAAGAUUCCUAAACAAAUAUAUAAAAGGACCUGCAUAUCUCUUUCCCCCCCUGCCCAAAUGUGACAUUUUUAACAUGUCUUAGCUUUUAUUUUUAAACUCUUGUCUAAAAUAUUGUGUUGAAACAGGAAACUUUGGAGGAUAUAACUGUGGAGAGUGCAAGUUUGGUUGGACUGGAGCCAACUGCGAUCAAAGGAAGCCCCUUGUUGUGCGCAAGAAUAUUCAUUCUUUAACCGCUGUGGAAAGAGCCCAGUUUUUGGACGCACUGGAUCAAGCUAAGACUACAAUUCAUCCAGAAUAUGUGAUUGCCAAGCAGCAUUGGUUAAGUCUUCUCGGGCCCAAUGGAACUGAACCACAAAUCGAAAAUGCAAGCAUCUAUAACUACUUUGUGUGGCUGCAUUACUACUCUGUGAGGGAUACAUUGCUAGGUAUGUCUGUGUAUGUCUCUUCUUGAACUUGCGUUCAGUUAUUCAAUGCCUUUUUUAAGAGUAAAUUGUUACUUUUCAAUAUGCUUCCCAGAAUAUAGGUACAUCUUCCAAAAACUAGAAACUACCACUGUUUUUUUCCUUUUAUUUGCUGCAAAUCCCUAGGGUUCACAGAGAUGACCAGCAACAAAAUACUUUCCAGUAAAUUUCUCAGUCAAUGCCAUAGCUGCUAUUUUUUUUUUCAAUGGAAGUUCUAUGUGUAGUCUAGAAUGUCAUGUUUUGGGGAUAUGUAGAGGUGUUGAAAUAUGUGCGGUAAUCAGCAAACCUGGCUGAGUAAGCAUACUCCUGAAAUGACACGAUUGAGACUAUUCAGCAAGUUAUUGUAAGCCGGUUGGAUUCUAUUAACCUAUAAAGUGGCGUCAUUUGUGUUUGUUGGCUUUUUCACAUGCACAUCAUUGAAACUCUAACUACUAUAAUGAAGGGAGGAUAAGGUAAAAGUAUCAUAUAAUUAAUAUAAAGUGGUUAUGAUGCUUGGAGUGUCCCAUCUAAUUAUGGGCAUUAAAAAAACACAAACAUGUAGCCAUUAUCUAGAGCUAUAUUUCAAAAGAUUUUAUUUAAAAAAACCUCUUCUCCUUGUUUCUGUUUAACUUUCUGAAUUAGCACCUCAUACUUGGUUUAUACUAAUUUACCAGGUCUAACCUGCCACAGCAGUCAAAUAAAUGCCAUCCAGGGUGGACAGAAUUUGGUACUGAUAACGCAGUGUCUGAACUGUAGUGCUGCUUUAUAAAUGCGCAAACAUUGUAAGAUAUUGGGUUUUGGCAAACUAAAUGGACCGAUUUCUUCACAAAAAACUUGCUCCUUUUUAGCAUUUAUAAGAUUUGUAUAAUUGAAAGGGAAACUCCAGGCACCCAGACCACUUCUGCCCAUUGAAGUGGUCUGGGUGCCAAUUCCCACCACCCUUAACCCUGCAAGUGUAAUUAUUGCUGUUUUUAUAAACUGCAAUAAUUACCUUGCAGGGUUAUGUCCUCCUUUAACAAAAAGAUAAGUCCUGGGCUCACUCCCAUUACUCCUGGGCGGCAGCAAUGACCACAGUACAUAUCCGCCCUAAUAUAUAGUUAAAAACCAAAGGAGGAAAAAAGUUACCUGCGCUCUCUCCUUAAUCCCUAUGUAUAUUUAGACAGAUGGAGGUCCAAUGGCCAUUGGAGGGAAUGCCCGCCAGCCAAAGUCAAGGCAGACCCCCUUAAGCGGGUCCUACACUGACCCUUCACCUUGCUUCCUUGAGCUUCUGGCAAAGACAGAGACAGAGAGGGGUAUUUUUUAUAUACACCCCUCUAUACUUUUAAUAGGGAACUCAUGGGAUGGGCGGCAGCAUUGUAACAAGGCUGUGUGAUACAAAGUAAAUACAAAUACAAAAAGAGAAGUUCUGCGCUCACUCCCAUCACUCCUGGGCGGCAGCAAUGACCACAGUACACAUCAGCCCCAAUAUAUUGUUAAAAACCAAAGAAGAGUUACUUGCGCUCUCUCCUUAAUCCCUAUGUAUAUUUAGACAAAUGGAGGUUAUUUAGUUACUCCAAUGGCCAUUGGAGGGAAUGCCUGCCUGCUAACGUCAAGGCAGACCCCCCUAAGCACCUCUAGUGGCUGUCUAUCAGACAGCCACUAGAGAGACAUCCGUGUUUUAAACUACGCUGGAUGUCCUCACGCUAUACAUGAGGACAUCCAGCGUUGCCGAAAUCCCCAUAGGAAAGCACUGAGUAAUGCUUUCCUAUGGGGAGGUCUAACAUGCGUGGUCAUUGCCGCACAUGCGCAUUAGGUCUCCCCUGACGGCGGGGCAGGAGCGUGGGCAGAGCCUGACCCAGCGCCGAGGGACACUGGCGCUGAAAUCAGGUAAGUCACUGAAGGGUUUUUAACCCCUUCAGCAAUGUGGGGUGGGAGGGAGAGGGGCACUGCAGGGUCCUGGAGAGUCCCUUUAACAAAGAUGAUGAUGAUAAAAUAUAGAUAAUUGGUUUUCAUUUUGGUCAACAAACACAUUAUCUGAUCACCAAGCUGAAAACAAAAAUAACCUUAAACCACAAUUUCUCAAAAUAAACUAAGUGUCUUAAAUAAUCCCUUUUUAAUCCCAUAUCCAAUAGAAGCACCAUAAUGUUUUCCUUUUAAUAAACAUUGACUUGCAUUUCGUACUUCUGUGUCUUUGAAAUCUGAAUUGGUACAAAUUAGUUUUGAUAUAUUUCAUACCUUUUAAAGGGCUUGGGAAAAUUCAGCAGGUAGGCAACCUUUGGCACUCCAGAUGUUAUGCACUACAUUUCCCCUGAUGCUUUGCCAGCACUCUGGCUUUAAAAGCAUUAUGGGAGAUGAUGUCCAUAACAACUGGAGGGCCAAAGGUUAACGCUGUGAGAACAAAAAUUGUAUUUGAGUAUAAAAAUUUAUUUCUAGAAAGUUUAUGAAGCAAUUAUUGGUUUGGUUAGAGCUUGUUAUAAACCCUUAACCUGGAUAUUUUUGUUUUUUCCUCCAGUAAAUACAUGAACUUCAUAUGUAUUAUUAUUAUUAUUAUUAUUAUUAUUAUUAUUAUUAUUUUUUUUUUUUUUUUUUAUGCAAUAAAAUAUGGGUCAAAUUCAGCCCAUGGUGUCUCUUGACCUAUACUGAAUAUUAUCUGAUUUGCAGCGCCUGGACGUCCAUUCAAAGGAAUAGAUUUUUCUCAUCAAGGACCUGCAUUUGUUACCUGGCAUCGAUACCACCUGUUACUUUUGGAAAGAGAUAUUCAGGUUAUUAUACAAAGCAUUUCAUCCUGAUGUUUAAUAUAAACCUAAUAUGACUUUGUGGCUUGAGGAAAAAUUAGGUAUUGUAUAACAACUAAGAUGAUACUCAUGACAUGAGAGUGAAACGUCACAGAGAUGUUUUGAUAAAUGCCUUGGAAGUACCAUGUUGCUCAACUUGAAGAAAGGUUGUUGACAUCUUGCAUGAUUAUAAUUUUUUUUUUUUUUACCAUGGCACAAACUACUCUUCUGAGUAGAGUCCCUAUUGAAAUCAAUGGCGGUUAAAGUGGUUUUGGCACCUCCACCAUUCCAAAUGGAGUAUUUAAUAACGAUAAACCCCUCUGUAUAACUGCUCCUCUGGCAGUGUGGUGAUAGACAUCAGACAAUGACAAAGCUGCUUGAAUAGCUCAUGUGGACCAAUGACAUUCUCAUCUAGCUAUAGUUGCCUAUACUUUACUCUAGAAUUAACAGACUAAGUGUUUCCAACUGACUUAGAGGAGAGGAGGCCGCAGCGGGUACCCAGGAAGUUAAGCCAUUUUCAAACGGUUUGUCUUCUUGUUGUGGUAGGGGCGCCAGGACACCAUAACCAUUAGAGAGGGCUGUAAUGGUUAUGGUGAUUGGAUUAUUACUUUUAACCUCUUGACAUCUUUGCACUUUUUCCACCUAGAUGUAAGCAAACCUGUUUGUGGUUACUCCUUGUACGUAUUUAAUGUAUUUGAAUGACUGAUUAAAUAUCGCUCUUUCUUAUCCUAACAGAAAAUGCUUGGCAAUGACUCUUUUGCUCUGCCAUACUGGGACUUUGCCACUGGCAGUAAUGAAUGUGAUGUCUGUACAGAUGAGUUGUUUGGAGCCCCAAGACUGGAUGAUCCAAAUUUAAUUAGUGGUGGCUCUAGAUUUUCGCGUUGGGAAAUUGUGUGCAACAGGUAAUGCUUUAAAUUAAGUGGUUUAUUACUUCUUUGCUCCUGCCUCAGGUUUAUGGUUUUGUUACGUAACGUGCAUGUGGGUUUUAUUUUAUUUAUUUCCUUGCCUUUCCUCUACGCACCCACUCGUACUUAUCUACAGCUAACUAGAUGUAUACAGCUGUGGAAAUACUGCUGGUGUGGCAGUACCCAGGGCCCACACUUUCAGGUGGCUCAUCGAUCCCCUGCACUUAAGGCCACCCAAUGGGCAGCAGGGACCCCACUAACCGUGUGACCAGGCCCCUCACAUCAGCUGUCUGAGAGGAAGUGGGUGCAGUUCACUACCUCUCAGAUUCAGAGAGCCACACCAGAGUCAUAGAGGAGGAAAAGCAGGUACAAACUGCAAGGAGGGAGAAGCAAAGAGUACUCCAAACCCCACACUCCCAUCAGCCUCAGGACCCAUGGAAGCUGCCCUCCUGCACACAAAAGGUAUGCUAAAAGGAGGCUGGCUAAACCUAUUAUUACAUGUAUCCGUGUGUGGGUAUGUAAGCCUACAUGCACGCAUAACUUUGCAAUCAAAUGCAAACAUUACUUACAAACACCCCUUUAUUCAAACACAAAUGUACACACACACAUUUAAAAGCCACCAUUACACACCUGCAUUCAAACAAUUAUGUAGAAGUACACCACGGCAUUCCAAUUUCACUGGUACACACAAAUAUACCCCUACGUGCUUACAUUCAAACCCACAAGUAUUGCUCACAAAUACAACAGGCUCGGAAGCCCAAAAUAGUAGAUCCCCAGCUGGGAUAACAUUGUAGGUGUUGUACAACCGUUGAGGAAUUACCUUUCAUGCACCAGGGCUCUCUCUCUACAUUCGUUGUACCAGUGGAUGUAUGCUACGUGAUGUCUUUUGUAUAUCACACCCACCGUUAACUAGUUGUCAUAUCAAACCUAUAGUAAUGGAGGAGGGAACAGAAAGGCCUUGGUGUAUAAGAGGGGAAAACAUGCAAUAUAAUGCAGAUUUAUCUUCAGAUUCACCAAUUGGGUAUCUAAUCUGUUAGAAAGCUUGGUAAGGCUGAAUCUGACAUUCAAUUCAGAGGCAAUGAUUUAAGUUCCCUUUUGGUUUAAAAAAAAAAAAGCAUUUGUUUUAAGGUGUCACUGUAAUGACAGACUAAUGUCUGUGUGUCAAGUAUUAAAAUGUCAUGAAAACUAAUGGAAAAUUAAACACCAAUUUGAUCAUUCAUUAAAUGCUGUAUGUCUGUUACUGGGAGAUUUAUAAAAUGUAACAUGGCUACUUGCAUUUUUAAAUAGCUCUUUAUAUUUUAUUUGAAAUAUAUUUUUAGUUUGGAUGACUACAAUCGCCUGGUUACCUUGUGCAAUGGAACCAAUGAAGGCCCUCUGCAGAGGAGUCCAAUAGAUAGAUCUGGUGGACUGCUGCCCUCCAAGGAAGACAUACAGAAAUGCCUCACACUUAAAGACUUUGACAAUGCUCCCUUUUUCACAAAUUCCACUUUCAGUUUUCGGUAAGCUAGUAGGUUUUCUAUUAAUCAUCAGAAUAUUUUAUUUAUGGUGGCAGGAAAUGUAUCUAAUCCUUGUACAAUAUCAUUCAUAGAAAUGCACUUGAAGGAUUUGACAAGCCAGAUGGAACCCUUGACUUUCCUGCUGUGAGUCUCCAUAACUUGGUACAUGCCUUCCUAAAUGGAACCAGCGCUCUACCUCACGCUGCUGCGAAUGAUCCCAUAUUUGUGGUAACUUGUUAUUUUUAUUUUACCCUGUUAUCUGCUUCCUUUGAAUUGCACCAUCUUUCCUCCACAGUACGUAUUGGAAAUUAAAACUAAACUUAAGAUUCUUUCCAGGUGCUUCAUUCUUUUACUGACGCAAUUUUUGAUGAAUGGAUGAAACGUAAUCAGCCCUCUGAUGCUGUGUGGCCACCAGAACUUGCCCCAAUAGGGCACAAUCGCAUGUACAAUAUGGUACCAUUCUUUCCUCCAGUAACAAACGAUGAGCUUUUCAAAUCCGCUGAACAACUGGGAUACUCCUAUGCUAUAGACUUACCAGGUAGGUGUGUGUAUGUAUGUAUGUAUGCAUAUAAAGCACAAAUAAUGGCACUCACCCUUCCUGAUGUAAUGAAUAGUAAAGUGCCCUGGUGCAAUCUUAUGCUAUGUGUGCAUAUAUAUAUAUAUAAUGACAGUGGGGGGUGGAAGAGUAUUUGUUCCCUUGCUGAUUUUGAACAUUUGCUCACUGACAAAGAAAUGAUCAGUCUAUAAUUCUAACGGUAGGUGUAUUUUUAACAGUGAGAGACAAAAAUAACAAAACAAAAUCCAUAAAAACGCAUGUCAAAGUUAUAAUUGAUUUGCAUGUCACUGAGUGAAAUAAGUCUUUGAUUUAGUACUUGGUGGCAAAACCCUUGUUGGCAAUCAGUUCAGACGUUCCUUGUAGUUGGCCACCAGGUUUGCACAUACUUCAGAAGGGAUUUUGGCCCACUCUUCUUUGCAGAUUCUCUCCAAGGCAUUAAGGUUUCGAGGCUGACGUUUGGCAACUCGUACCUUCAGCUCCCUCAACAGAUUUUCUAUAGGAUUAAUGUCUGGAGAAUGGCUAGGCCACUCCAGGACCUUAAUGUGCUUCUUCUUGAGCCACUCCUUUGUUGCCUUGGUUGUGUGUCAUUUUCAUGCUGGAAUGCCCAUUUUCAAUGCACCGGCUGAGAAAUGGAGGUUCUCACCCAAGAUUUGACAGUUCAUGGCCCAGUCCAUCGUCCCUUUGAUGUGAUGCAGUUGUCCUGUCCCCUUAGCAGAAAAACACCCCAAAGCAUUAUGUUUCCACCUCCAUGUUUGACGAUGAGGAUGGUGUUCUUGGGGUCAUAGGCAUUUUCUCUCCAAGAGGGUUAUGUUGGGGGAAAAUUGUGAUUGAAAACCCCUUCCACCUGAAGUUUGUGGAUAGUUAAUACAAUGAUAAAUAAAAAUCUGCACACCAGUCAAGCAAUAAGACUUGCUUUUCCCACAGAAAUCACAAAUCUGCAGUGGUUACUACUGCAAAGGAUUCUGCGUGGGCAUAUGCAAAAUAGUUUAACAAAGAGUCACAUUUAAACCACUCAUGGACAGCUGUUUCAUUGUAAAUGCAAAUCGUCAGCAUGAGGUUGGUUACUAUAAUAUAUAUAUAAUUUUUUUUUUUGUGCCAGACUUCACUUGGCAAUUAUAUCUAGGUAAUAAUUGUUUAUCUUCAACUCUCCUCUCCCUCGCCCCUAUCCCAAUCCGCUGUUCCAAAUGUUUUUCUAAAAUAAAAAUAAAAAAAAAUACUGCUGUCAUGACAUUCUGUGGAUUAAAUUGACACUCCAGGCACCCAGACCACGUCUGCCCAUUGAAGUGGUCUGGGUGCCAACUCCCAUCACCCUUAACCCUGCAAGGUAAUUAUUGCAGUUAAUAAUUACUUGCAAUAAUUACACUUGCAGGGCUAAGUCCUCCUCUAGUGGCUGUCUACCAGACAGCCACUAGAGAGACUUUCGGCUUCUUAAAACAUUAAGUGUUUUUAAAUGACGCUGGAUGAUCUCACACUAUUUAUGAGGACCUCCAGCGUUGCCGGAAUCCCCAUAGGAAAGCAUUGAAUAAUGCUUUCCUAUGGGGAGGUCUAAAGCGUGUGUAUGUGUGCACGCAGCCAGUGCUGCAUAUUGGGUCUCCCCUGCCGGCUGGCGUGGGCAGAGCCUGACCCGACGCUGGAUUCAGGUAAGCCACUGCAGGGGUUUUAACCCCUUCAGCAACAUGGGGAGAGAGGGAGGGCACUACAGGAUCCUGGCACUGGAGAGUCCCUUAAAGCUGACAACUGAAUCGAACGCUAUUCAAAUUUUUUUAAAUAAAAUCCAUGCGCUUAGGUUCAGAAGUGCUAUAGAAAGUUUCCUGGCUUGUUGGACACUCUGCAGAACUUUAAAUGUAUCUUUUUUAAUUUCAUUGGCUUUGCAUAAAGCAUUCCAAUUUGAGUAGGGGUGGAGAUUGAGGCUUGUAGAUGACUGAGACCAGCUCCGUUGCUACUAUCCGUGUUGUACAUCCUUUAGGUGUUCUCGUUCCUUGAUUGUCACUUUGGGUUUCUUUGCAAGUUUCUUUCUUUCAUGCUUCUGCUUGGUUUCAAUUGUAUUCCUGUCACUCACCAAUAAUGAAACAAUCUUACUUUUUUUUUUUUUCUCUCUCUCCUCCUUUCUUUUCUUCCAAUGCAGACUCGGGAGACAGUCGUGCGAUAGGGGUUAUAGUUGCCUCUACUGUCGGUGGUAUACUUCUUGCUUUGCUUGUACUCCUUGUUCUGCUACUCCUCUUCAUGCACAGGAAACAACAUCAAGGCUUUGAACCUCUAAUGAAUGCAAAAUACAACACCACAAAAUACACAGAUGAAGCUUGAAGAAACCCUUUUUAUCUAAAACCACCUUUUGUAUUGGUAAUUCUCUUACUGACUUCCCCAAGUAACAAUUUCCCAUGGUUGCCAAUUGGGUGAAUGUUUUAUUUUUUUUAAUAUUAUUUUAUAAUGUUGUAUAAUUGGGGUGAAGUUGUCAAAAUAGAUGUGCUCAGUUUGUGCAAACAUGAUCUGCAUUGUGUCAACACAAAUGUUGUUAGUUUUAUGAGUAAAAUGUAUUCCCCCUUCCCCCCUUUACAUUCAAGGAGGUCCAGUCAGACUGACCUCUCAAGAAUAUUAUGUUUCUUCUAAAUGUCAUUGUCACCUCCCCCUGUAAGUUCUGAAGGCAAAAAAGGACAAUGGAGAACUGCCCAUAAACUUUAAUAAUUGCUAUACUUCUAAAAACAAUUGGGCAGCAAUUGAUGUUUUACAAAGGUGGUGGAAGGAGGGCUAGUUGGGCCCAUUUGUUUGUGUUAAAUGUGUCUGCUUUUUUUGUAUUGCAUCAGCCCUUUAUACUGAGGUCAACAAACAUCUCCGUGAUGUAAUCCUAAUGUACAAGGUGCUGACUGCCUACCACGUGAUGUCCAGCCAUGUAGUAGAAAUUGAAUGAUGCAAGUAAAUGAAGUGAUGGAAAUGUCAAACUAACAUAGGGGAUAAUUUAACCACUUCCACAUGUGCACCAAAAUGUAUGCGUCUUGCACAUGUUAUGGUGUAAGGAAGUCUGCAGUCCCUCUAAAUAACUUUGAAAUAAGCUUACAACCCAAUGUCGCAGAAGGAAAUUGUACUUCUUCCUCUGUCUGUCCAGUUAUUUGAAUGGUGCGUGUGUGGUAGUUGAGCCAGCUGUACAAUUUCUCACCUCUCCUGAAGUGCUCCUUUUCCGCUUACUGUGAAGGAUCCUGAGCCCUGAUUGUGUAAGUGUCUCACAGGCAGACUUACAACAAAGAAUGAUGAAGCUCAGAAACACUGCAUAAAGGUGCUAGGGCUGUUUACACGUAGGCUUGACAAAGGCCUAAACAUUCCUGGGCAGGUUGGUGGAUGUUUAAUUUUGUGUAUGUGUGUUUUGUAGACUGUCACCAGUGUCAAAUCUCAGUUUCUCUAGCUCAAAUCCCAACACACUAAUUAAGACAAUCACAAAUUAACAGAUUGAGCUGGAUAUGCAAUUGACUAUAAUUUUUAUUAAUUUUUAUUUAUUUUUAAAUUGAGAGUACAGUUUUAGUUGAACUGUUUCUUCUAAACUUUAUAGAUGUAAAGGGGGGGGGGGGGAGAAAGGAGAACCUUGUUGUUCAUGCAGAUUUUUAUCCACCCUCCUAUUAAUAUAGUUUGUAAAGGGACACUCUGAGCAUAGUAGGUACAUGUUGGCCUCAUCCCAGGCAUUAUGCCAAUACCACAAUGGACAUGAAUCAAGGCUGACAUAAGAUCACAGGAUCUCCCAGCCAGCUCAUGUGCUGACCCAACCAGUCAGGUGUGGGAAUUGUGGUCUGCCUCUCCCACAGGUCACCACAGCAAUCUCCUAAUUCCCCACUCAAGACUUCAUGUAUAUGCUCUGCCCAUCACUUGGUAAAUAUACAUUUUGUGUUAUGCUGACCAAACCACUCUAAUACCCUAUGCAAUAGAUAAACAUUUUCUUUUUGUUUGAAUCAAUUCCUUGUACAUCCAUUUGUCAAAAGUAAAUCCCUGGUAACUUGAACUAGUAAAUUAAUUUGGGCAGCUACAUACAUAUGCAAGCGACUUUAAGAAAGAAAACUUAAAAUAAAAUAUAUGUGUGCUCCUAAAUAAUAUAUAUAUAUAGACCCAAAAGAGACCGUAUCUAUCAGGGAAAUAGUCCUUUAAUAAAAACUAAAAGCAAAAUCACAGCAUAUAGCUAAACCCUUGCUCCUCACAUACUUACCACUAGAUUACUAGUGAUAAAGCCAAUCUCAUAUAAACAGCUGUUAUAGCUGCCGAUAUUACUAGACUAAUAGCUCCUACCAAAGCUCCUCAGGCCAGGAAAGUUGCAACCGUUUUUAAAAAGUGAAGCAGCGUGUUGCAACCUGGCGUGUGGGGCUGUGGUGUAUCAGAUUGUAUCAAAUAUAAUCAAGAAAAUUAAUUAUUCUACCGCUAGAAAUCUAAAAUCACACAAGCGAUAAUGAUGGAACAAAUAUAUGAGAAAGGGUGCUUGGAAACCGAGACCGGCACCUUAAUUAAGUGCCUCCAUUACUGGGACACUAUGUAAGAUUAUAAGUACCUGACCUCGGUGUGGGCCCCCACCUGAGGUAAAAAAAAAAACUCCUGCCACAUAAAAAAAUAACAGGACAGAAACCAGUUAAUUCUUCCGAUGAAAAUGGCUGGCUGUUAUUGUUGAGCGCUCAUCCAUCGAGGAUCACAUCCAUUGAUCAGCCUCAAUGAGUGGCACAAAAUCAAAGUAAUAACUUUUCUGAAGCCUCUAAAUAUGUACUCCUAGAUUCCCUGUGAUCUGAUAUUCAUUUUCAAGCAGAUCGCUUUUGGCUUUUAAAAUGUUUUUAUUUUUUAUUUAUUUUUAUUUAAUGCACUCUAUGAAAUAUAAUAUCCAAUGCAACAUGACUGAAUUUAAUAUAUACAUAGUACCUGUGAAUGUAGAACAAAGCUAGCAACCUAUUGAUCCGGUAACAAGCUCUCUGAUCUAGGCAGCAAGUGAAUUCACAUAGUGUGCAAUUUGCUAUUCCUGUAUCCCAUAAGUGCCUUCAUGCUAAAACUGUCCAAGAAAACACAGACCGGGUUAAAACUCUAUACUGUAAAGUAAGCUAGAAUGGUCUUAUCUGAAAAAUGACGUUUUGUAGAAACACCCCUGCACAUGAUUUGGUAUAAGAUUGAAAGCCAUAACAGGAUAAUCAUUUCUUUGUGAAACAUUUUAUGCUAUAAUCAAGGAAAUCUGAUGGAGGAUGAUAUAUUCACAGCUGUGUACAAGAUUACAAGCACAGCCUUGUGCUUUAAUAAGCACCUGAUAAGAUGUAUGUUGUAUAUGUUUUGCACCUCUAAACCUGUAAUGACAUGAUAAUGUAUUGGCUUCAUAUAUCUGUCUGAAUAUAAUAAAGGUUUAAAAAUCAAACCAAAACCUUUUUACCAGACCCUUCUCCUUAAAGCUUACUCAACUCUGAUUUUUCUCUUAAAGUUAGGUAACCAUGUUACUCCUGGAUCAUCCAUAAAUAUUAUAACUUUAUUCUGCUUUGAUAACCACACCUAGAGCUCUGAAAAAAAUAUCUUUUUAAUUGCAAUGCUAGCGCAACCUUUGUGAGUCCCCCCCCCUUCUUUUCUGUAAAGUAUAAGACAAACAAACAAAAAAAAACUCCUUUUACACUGGUGUUGGUGAAAUCCAUUCCUUCGAUCUCAGUGGGUAAGUAACUGUGGUGUGUACUUUCCUUUCCCAGUAACUGCUUUGCAAUGCUUGCUGUACAGUGGUUGUAAAUAGAAAUGUAAUAAUGCCCUGGAUGCACGACUCUACUCUUUUCAUUGCAUGGGGAAUGAUGUAUAUGUCAAUAACUCCUUUCUGCAACAUUUCAUUUUUAUUAUGUCUUUUUUUAUUUAUUUAUUUUUUUUGCGCUUUAUAUAUAUAAAAAAAAAAAGUAUAAUUUUAAACAGACCUUCUUAUAGCACAGCGUGUUUGCUUUAGAAGUUCUUAUAACUUACUGUAUCCAAACACAGGACGCAAGAAAAUUAAUGAUUCUCAUAGAAAUGCAUUGCUAUGUUCUGACUGGCUAGAAACUGAGAUUAGAUGAUAAGAAUAGGAAAUAUGACUGGUAGUCUAACAACUUCUGGUAUAUAAGAAAAAAAAAAUUAUUCACCAAAGUGAGAAUUGUCAGGUAUUCAAAGUAAAUAUUUAAUUUAAGGCCAAAAAAGAAACACAUUUGAUUUGGAAUUUUUUUUUUUUUUCUUUCAUCAUCUGUUAUUUUGGCCUCAAACUUGAAAUGCACUUUGAAUUCCUGACCAUUCUUACUUUCACUGUAUAGUUAGAAUUUCAAUAAUUUCUUAUUUAGUCUGUCUUGUAGUUUUGUUAUAUGGUUCAGAAAUUCUGAUUAUUCUCCUAUCAACAAUUUGCAAGCCGUACAUGAGUGGCUGAUUAAAACAACAUCAAAUACGUCUCUCCAGAAGGAUGUUCAGACCACUUAAAUAGAAAUAUUAAUUCUCGAAGGACUAUUUAUUUGCAAAAUGCAAGUUGCACUUCAGAAAUAUUUGUCAGGCUCAUCUGCAACCCAGCUCUGCAUAUCUGCCCAACUAUGAAUAUUGUGCCAACCUGGGAUCUUAACUUGGUACUGAUUACCUUCUGCAGGUCUCCAUUUGAGUCUGUGGAAUCCUGUUCCUGAUUGCUGCCAGUUUUCCACAAUCAUAAAGUGAUUUUACAAAUACACCCUUUUGUCUGAUAAGUUCUUGAAUACAUCUAAUGUGGAAGGGUUACUCAUAGUUCUGAGCGGAGGAAUGUCAAUUUUUUUUCUUUGCCUAUUUCUAUGCAUACACACUUAUUUAUUGGCUAAGGGCAAUCAGCUGAUGCUAAAAGUCAAUAAAUGGUGAGCAGGAGUGGCGUCUGCAGAAGCCAGAUAUUGUAAGUCACCAGGAGAGAAGACUCGGUGUGUACCCAGGUAAGCGGGCAAACUGUUGUUUUUCAUUACUGGAAAAGGGUGGUGUAGUACUCCACACAUCAUAACCACUACAGCCAAACUGUUGACCUUUUUGAUUAGAAAACUGAUCUCUAUGACCCACUCUUUAUCAAAUAAAUCUCAGACUACUCCACCAGGUCUGUUUCAACUUCUUGGGUAAUGAAGACUUUUCAGUUCCUGCAGCUCAGAUUUGCAGAGCAGCAGCAGAAUCUUCUCUCGCCACCAUUUCCAAAUGCUUUGUGGACCUUUGGCCUCAACAGAUGUGACUUUUUGAAGCAAGGUGUUACAAGUGGUGUUUCAAAAUUAGAAGACCUGAGCUUCUCAUCUCUGUUGCCAUGCUACCUGCCAAAUAUAAGUACUGCUGAAAACUGAUGGGUGGAAAAUUAAUUUUACUUGCUGCAAAUUCUUUUAAGCUCAGUGUUCAAAAUAGUACAAGUUUGUCCCCCUAAAUGGCUUAAAAUUAUUUGCAGUACUUGUGUCUUGUGUAUGACAGUGUGUCCAGGCUGAGAAAUUACUUACACUGGUCAAAGGGCUGUGAGAGGUUAGAUCAUUAUAUUUAAAGUAUGAAUGGAGUCAAAUAAAUGCAAGUACUGCCUUAAAGAUUCAGGGAAAAAGAUUUACAGUAUGUAAAAUGGUUUACUCCCUAAAAUAUUUUUUAUUUUUUUUGGCAAUAGAGGAAAAGCAAACUCCUGACUGUUAAGAUAGCAAUGUGAGGUCUGUGUAUCAACUGGCUAGGCAAGUCUUCUUCCUCUUUUAAAUGUUCACAAGUGAAAUGUACCAGCAAGCUCUGACAGGUGCGGCCAUAUGGAUACAGAUUUCCAUCUGCUUAUGAUCUGUUUUUUGAGGCCUUAGGUGAAACUCGACAUUCCCCUGCCAGAUUGCAGUAUGGUUGUCUGAUUUUUUUUUUUUUACACUGAUAAGACACAGCAAGAAUACCACUGACAGGUGAAGUAAAUAAGAAUGAUUAUAUAAUGGCACUUGUCAAUGGGGUGGGAUAUAUUAGGCAGCAAGUGAACAGUCAGUUCUUGAAUUUUAUAUGUUGGAAGCAGGAAAAAUGGACAAGUGAAAAUAUCUGGGUGACUUUGACAAGGGCCACCCUGGCUAGACGACUGGGUCAGAGCAUCUCCAAAAUUGCAAAUGGUUCAGGGAAGGACAACUGGUGAACUGGCCUCAGGGUCAUGGGUGCACAAGGUGCAUGUGGAGAGCAAUGGCUAGUCCAUCUGGUCUGAUCAUACAGAAGAGCUACUGUAGCUCAAAUUGUUGAAAAACAUAGUACUGGCAAACAUAGGUGUCAGAACACACAGUGUGCCACAAUUUGCUGCAUAUGGGGCUGUGAAGCCAGAGCCCAGUCUGAGUGCUCAUGAUGAUCCUUGUCCACUGCUGAAAGCACCUUCAAUGAGGACAUGAGUGUCAGAGCUGCACCAUGGGAAAAAGGUUGCCUCAUGAAUUGCAUUGCCUUUAAGAUCAGACGGAUGGCUGGGUGCGUGCGCGUCGUUUACCUUGGUCAGAGAUGGAAGUAGGAUAAACUAUGGGUAGAAGGCAGGCUGGCAGAGGCAGUGCUAUGUUCUGCUGUGAAGGACCGUGAGUCAUUUAUGUAAAUGUUACUUUACAUAAAUACCUACUACCUAGAGAUUGUUGCAGACCACGUACACCCAUUUGUGGCAAUGGUGUUCCCUGGUGGCAGUGACCUCUUUCAGCAGGAUAAUGCACCCUGCCACACUGCAAAAAUUGUUCAAGGUGUUGCCUUGGUCUUUAAAUUCCCCAGCUCUCAAUCCGAUUGAGCAUCUGGAGCUGGAACAACACAUCCGAUCCAUCAACCUCACAACUUGAAGGGCUUAAAGGAUCUUCUGCUAAUGUCUUGGUGCUAGAUACUACAGGACACGUUUAGAGAUCUUGCCUCGACACAUCACAAUUAUUUUGACAACACGAGUGGGACCUGCAUGAUAUUAGGCAGGUGGCUUUAAUGCUGUGGCUGACCAGUGUAACAAUGGCAAUAAUGGUGUCAUUUUAAUACUGAGAUAUUGUCUCUAUAAGGGUAGGUACUCCUAAUGGGUAAGUGGGCAUGUGAGUUGAGAACCUAUCCAGGGCUUAAGCUUGCUGAAGUGUUUUAUAUGGCUGGAGCCUGCCACAUUUGUGAAAGUGUAUAAAAGUGCCAAUUUCAAGAGAAAUUUACCCUUUUAUAAUUGGGUGCAUAAACACCUCCCUGGAUGUCAAUCAGAAAGCCAUGGAGACUUCUUUCAUUUCUGUUAGCUCCUUGGAGCUAUCGGAAGUACGAGACACACUGUACGAGCAUGUGCCUGCCUUUCCACAUUCAGAAGCAUUCAAAAGCUGCAAUUGUGUGUGCACACUCACAGCGCCAGAGCAGAGGUUUGGCAAUUACACUGUACAGGCUACUUGUGGGGGAUUCUGCUUGUGAUGUUAUGUUCCUAUACAUCAAACUUGUUUUUACUUACUUUGUUUGUCUUGUUUUUAUAAAUUGUAUAGCUCAGCAGAUUAUGUUGGUGCUAUAUAAAUAAUUAACGGCAGUAGUGGCAGUGGGUGUUGUGGAUAUGAGGAGUCAGGGGAUAGGAGUGUAUCAAAGUCCCAUCUCACCAAUGCAUCCCACAUGUGCCCUUUUCACUUCUCAAUCCUUUUCUCUCUGCAUGAGCCCCCAUUUCGCCUGUCUAAAUCCUUUUCAAACUAUUCAGUUAUUUUUUUCCUGUGUCCUUUACACUGCAAUUUUUGCAAUGUCUCCUAAAGGUACAAAGACCACAUAUUUAAAGGUAAACUGUUCUCAAGGUUUUGAAUAUUAUGUUUACUUAUCCUUAAAUUUAAGAAGUAAGUGUUUGUGAGGUGUGAAAAAUAAAAUAAAAUGUAGAAACCUACACCUAUUUAUCCUGAACUGGGUGCCUCCAUCUUAGCUUCCUGUUAAUCAUUGUUAUACUUUAAAAUGUAAGCUCAUUUGAUCAGGGCCCUCAACUCCAUCUGUUCUUGUGCGUCCAAAUCGUACUUUUCUGUUAAUUCACCCAGUUAGUUCACCCAGUGUACAGCGCUGCAAAUUUUUUGGCCACUUUAUAAAUAUUAAUAAUAAUAAGCCCUGUCCUUUGUCCCCUGAAAAUCUGCAUAGAAAUAAAACUGAGACAAGAGGAAAAUGAAACAAUGGUUCAAUUUAUCUUCUUAAUUUGCAAUGUUUGCCUUUGCUUUGCCUGAACUGAACCAGAUUAUGAUGUUAUUUACCAAAACUUUAAUGUAGUAUUAAGAGAAAAGAGUUUAACAUAAUAAGCAAGUUAACAUACAUUAUAAGUACUCCUGAAUGAUUUAUUUAUUGGUUUAAUUUCUAGAAAAGUGGUAGCUCCCUUUUAAGGAAUAAUUUAAUUUAUCCAAAUUUAAUUCCUCUAGGUCAGGAUGUGACAGAGUAGUUAACAUGGUGACAUUUUUAAUGUUUUGAGAAACUUUUGUAAGAUUGUACCAGCAGAAAUGUUUGGGGAACAUGACUACAAAUGGGGGAUGGUCAACACUAGAGAUCAAUAUGAAUAUACCUAUUUGGAAUGACUCUUCGGAAAUGUUUAACUUUUAAGGCAGAAUAAAUUGGGGUAUAAUUUGGUCAGCAGACUACUUGCCCAAACUCCAGGACUGCAACCAAAUAUUUAAAGACUAUAACAACUGACAAUUAGACAGGAAUGUUUCUUCAAGGUGGAACUAUAUGGGGAACUCUUAAAAUCUGCAUCUGCAAUCUGCUUAAAUAACAAUUCUCAAAGCUGUUUUUAGAAAUGAGAUUCAAAAGCAUUAGUUCGUUGAUUUAAAAAAAAAAAAAUUUUUUUUUUCAUUUCAAGGGAUUAAUUAUAUGCACCAUUUGCUAAGGACAAUAUUGCAGGUUAGGAAGUUGAAGGCCACGGUCCUGCUAACAAUUGUCAGUAAAGAUAUGCUAACUGAUUUGAUAAUUUUACAUAUCCCUACGAGAUCUGGGGAAAACGAAAAAUAUUGUUGUUUGACUUCUUUUAAAAGAAAAUAAUUUGGCUUCAAGGCAUUGCCUGGAUUUUAGAAUUCCUAUGGUGAUCACAUGGUUCCAGUACCAACAAAACUAUAUCUAUCUAGAGAGGUUACUGCUGUAUUUAAAAUAAGGCAUGUUAGAUGUAUCUAGCUAAAUCUAGGGUUUUGUUCUAGCUAUUUGCCCACCUGCAACACAAAGUUGAUGAGCGCUUACUAAACUCGGGUGCUGUAUAGCCCUUUCGGUAUUACCUCACCAGUAAUAAAUUCCAAAUAAAAAAAUGGGCAAGCACUCUCCAAAAAUAAUGCAGUGCCGUUCAAUGAAAAAUAAAGAUUCGACAGGACUCUAGACAGGUAACCAGUUUUGUGCCCCCCCUUUUAUUGAUGAAGGGGCCAAGUUUAGUCAUGUUUCUGGGGCUUCUGAAUGCCACAGAGUCUUGCCUGGGUAAGACCUUCAAAGUGGUUUUAGAUAUAUCCACAAUAAACAAAAACAAAAAAAUGCAUAAUUAAAUUCAUGCAUGUUUUCAUUGGAGGUAUGUCUACUAAAUUGUUAUAGUAAUGUAUAUAUUUCUUUCCCAUUGGAGCGUUCCUGUAAGACAGCAUACAUUUAUAAACCCUCCUGAUCUACUGAGUGAAAGAACAUACAGACAUAACUUUACCGAACAGGAAAUUAAAUCUAAGUUGAACUGGACACAAUUUUGGUUGAAGAUAAACUGUUUUUCUUUCUAUAAGUGUAUUAAUUCUUAUCACAGUAGAUGUCAUUUUGGAGCGUAUUGUUCUAAGUGGGUUAAGAUACGAUUAUCCGAUGGAGUCUGUAAAUAAGUCUAGAGAAUCUACUUUUGAAGCAUUUUGCUCUAAACCUAUUGAUAACUUGUCCUUUUCAAUCGUGUUACAUAAUUGCUUCUGUAAUGAAAAUUAUGUUAUAUUUUCAGAUCAUUGACAAAUUCUUUACAAUUUUUCCUGUCUUUGCAGUGUGAAUGGAUUUCUUAUUUUUAAGGAUUCUUUUUUUCAUUCCAUUUUUGGAUGAAGUUUGUUUUCCUUUGAUUCGUUUCGUGGUUGGAUUUCAUUGUUUGGAUUGUUUAAAGAAGACAAUAUGUUGACACCAAGACUAAUAGACAGUGUUAAGAUUGAAACGGUUGGGGAUUGUAAUGUGAUACCUAUAUAUUUUCUUGUUUAUUUCUUUCAUGUUUUUGUGAACUGUAUGUAUGAAUGUCUUUGCUGCUGAAAAUCAGUAAAGAAAAUGAGCAUGUUA
Molecule: messenger RNA, 23738 nt
Organism: Pelobates cultripes (western spadefoot toad)
Lineage: Eukaryota; Metazoa; Chordata; Amphibia; Anura; Pelobatidae
Source: the annotation of a GenBank genome assembly